Molecule: messenger RNA, 732 nt
Organism: Dendronephthya gigantea
Lineage: Eukaryota; Metazoa; Cnidaria; Anthozoa; Malacalcyonacea; Nephtheidae
Product: alpha-1A adrenergic receptor-like
Exons: 1
Coding region: 1-732 (243 amino acids)
Biological process (GO): G protein-coupled receptor signaling pathway
Cellular component (GO): membrane
Molecular function (GO): trace-amine receptor activity
Source: RefSeq, a predicted model, not a curated record
AUGCUUCUGCUGUUCAUUACCGUUGAUAGAUACGUGUUCAUUGCAAAGCCUUUGAAGUACCCAUUGAUCAUAACAUCGAGAAAAAUUAAGGUAGCUGUCCUUUGUAUUUGGCUGGUUGCAGCGUCGUUGCUUAUAGUUCUCGUUUCUGUCCGCGUGAUGGGCGACGAAUCUGAACACGAAUCAUUACAGUUGCUUCACACAUUUCUGUUCCCAAUUCCCAUUGCUAUCAUAGCAUUUCUGAAUUACAAGAUUUUAAAGAUCGCGCGAGAACAGCGACAACGAAUGGUUUCAGAAACUGGACUACAGUCUGAGCAAGUAAAGUUGGAAGAAAUUCAGCCGGCCGGACCACUACAGAGUAGUGAUGAACAAGAAAGACCAGCACAAGAACGCGAAGAAAAAUCAAACUCCGAACAUACGGAGCGAUCGAGCGAGCAAUACAUAGCCUGGUUACAUCACAUCGUAAAAGAAUUGAAAGCAGUAAAGACAUUUGCCAUUAUCUUCGCUAUUCUGACAUGUUGUUUUGUUCCAUAUAUUAUCAUUAUGUUGCUUCGAUCAUUUUGCAGCUGCAUGUGUUUCUCGGGCGACGUUAAGGUUUCUAAACUCGCAAUACAUAUUGUUUUACAACUGAUUGGUAUAAACUCAAUUGCAAAUGCCUUCGUAUAUGCAUCAAGACAUAGAAAAUACAGCAAUGCUUUUGUAAAGUUUUUUUCUACCUUUCGGGCACGCCUGUAA